CGCAGAACUGGUGAGAUAUAUAAGAGUGCCUGUCCGGCCCAGCCUGCGGAUUGGAAUUUGGCCCCCAACACACCCCUCUUUCCUUAUCCCUCCACCAUUUUACAUCUGGAUGGCGGAACUAAUCAAGUUUGCCGUCAAAGGCGUCGCUGGAGGUAUUGGCCUCGCCUCAGAGAGCGCAAGUGCGUACAAAAGUCGAAGAAAAGCGAAGAAAGACGCAGAGAGAGAUGGAGAAGCUUCCCCUCCUCGCUAUGGGGGGCCCAACGAGAGAGCUUCCUCCGAGGACGAUGAAGCAGAGCAAUGGGAGUUAGACGAAGCACAGGACGAAGUCGUAGGCGGAUCGAACCCGCAGCGCCGACCAAUUCAGGAUACGGAAGUGCUACUCUACGAGUUCAUUCGGCAAUAUCCCCAGCCGGCGUACUCAGAACGAUCGACCACAUCGAGGUUGCCAUAUCCAGUGGUCCUGCCACAAAGGCGACCAAAGGAUCGUUCUCGCGGCUUUGUUAGAGCCUAUGCACCCAUUCUCGAGAAUCGCGGCAUUGAUCAAACCAUGUUCCUCGAUUUCCUUGAAACGUUUAACGAGGCUAGUCAGGCUUCACAGUGGUUGAAUGCCAUUAACCUGGCUACUAUUGGAACCAUGUUUUUGCCGCAUGGCAUUUCUGCGGCUGUCUCAAUUGCUAUUCAAGUGACGACCAAGAUCGCGAUUGAAAUGCAGAGCAGAUCAAGGACGAACUCUUUCCUUGACAAGGUCAAUGACGAGUUUUUCCGUCCGCGCGGUCUGUACUGUUUGCUCAUGACCUGGAGUCCCGAAUCGGACGAGAUUCAUACUGCUGUGAACAUCACAACGACCGUGUCUGAGUCCCUAAAGCCAAGUGGAUCGGGCUACGCUCAGAGGAUCAAACGUAAUCUGCGUUCAUCUAGCGGAAAGUCGUACGGUAACUUGGAUUUUCCAGAAGUAGCACCACUGAUAUAUCCGGGACUAGACUAUCUGGCCUCUCAGGAAAGUGAACCUGCCGUAGAGCAGAAGAAGAAGCUGAAAAAAGGCAAAGCUUUCGUUGAAGAUUAUAUGGAUAGACGAGCACAGGCAAAAUUCGCGGGAAAGAAUCCAGGCAACACAUUGGCCCAAGGACCAAAGCCGACGUUUACUUCACGAUACGCCGACCCCAACCAUCCUGCCAAUAGUGGCUCCAUUGUCUCUCUUCUCACUGGAGGUUACAUCAACCCGCCUUCUCUUGGCGGUGGAGGCGGAAGAGGACUCGGGGGCAGCGGACAAGGCGGAGGUCUUGGCGGCGGUGGUGGUAGGGUGUCCGGCGGCGGGCUUGGAGGAGGUGGCGGCAGAGGACUAGGAGGAGGCCUGGGUAAUGGUGGUGGUUUUGGUAGUGGAAGAGGACUCGGAGGAGGCUUUGGUGGAGGUGGGGGUAGAGGGCUCGGUGGAGGUCUGGGGGGUGGUGGCGGUUUUGGCGGAGGAAGAGGACUUGGGGGCGGCCUCGGUGGUCUUACUUCACUUAGAGGACUCGGCGGAGGCCUGGGAGGAGGUUCUGGUGGUUUAGGCGGCCUGGGAGGGAGCGGCGGUCCUAUAGGACUCGUGAAGAAGACGCUCAAGAAGAACGUCCUCUAUCUCAUGAUCGUCAAUAUGCCUACGGAUGAAGAAAUGGAGGAGGCACGACGGUUAACAGCAGAGCUAGAAGCUGAUCCUGAAGCUAAACAAUACCGGUACUAGAUGUUUCCUGCUCUCAGUUUUAGUCUCCGCAAUAUUUAGUAUGAAUAACUGUCGCAUAAUGCGAAAUGCUAAGCUUAUAUAUGUUUAAACAAUUAUAUAUUCUGCAUUUUUAAUACUUAAUUUAAAAUUAGC
Molecule: messenger RNA, 1849 nt
Organism: Paecilomyces variotii
Lineage: Eukaryota; Fungi; Ascomycota; Eurotiomycetes; Eurotiales; Thermoascaceae
Exons: 3
Coding region: 110-1717 (535 amino acids)
Source: RefSeq, a predicted model, not a curated record